This is a messenger RNA of Lichtheimia ornata, 1173 nucleotides long. Its product is annotated as tRNA pseudouridine(38-40) synthase. The record is from RefSeq and is a predicted model, not a curated record. Lineage: Eukaryota; Fungi; Mucoromycota; Mucoromycetes; Mucorales; Lichtheimiaceae. The coding region runs from base 1 to 1173 and encodes 390 amino acids. Gene Ontology annotation, molecular function: pseudouridine synthase activity; RNA binding. The transcript is spliced from 7 exons. Gene Ontology annotation, biological process: tRNA pseudouridine synthesis; mRNA pseudouridine synthesis. Gene Ontology annotation, cellular component: nucleus.
AUGCUCUACAAUGCUCGACUUGCAUUCUCUUUAACCCGCUCAUUCUGCACAAAACCACAACGUCUUCACAAGACCAAGGUUGCCCUGAUGCUCGGCUUUAAUGGCACUGGUUUUCAAGGCAUGCAAUACAAUCCAUCCAUUCGAUCGAUCGAGCAAACUUUAUUUGAAGCGUUAUGCAAGGCUGGGGCAGUAUCAGAACUCAAUUCGAUGGAUCCAAAAAAGAUACAAAUGGCUCGAGCAGCUCGUACUGAUAAGGGCGUUCAUGCUGUUGGCAAUGUGGUAUCUGCCAAGCUGGUUGUGGAAGAUCCGGAUAUUGUCUCAAAAAUCAACCAACAUCUGCCUGAUCAAAUCAAAGUGUGGGGAUACACUCCUGUCACGGGUGGAUUUCAUGCAAAAAAGGCUUGCAAUGGUCGAGAAUAUGAAUAUUGGUUACCCACAUACACCUUGGAAAUGCCGCCAUCUCGUUCCCUUCAUUUACGGUCGUCACGUGAGCAUCCAUCUGAUCUUUACAUUGCUGAAGAGAAUGCCUAUAUCCCUGUCAGCACUCGCGAGAGUAUUGCUGAGAAGCAUCAAUGUCGUAUCAGCAGCACCAAAUUGGAACAGUUUCGAGAUGCGAUGGCUGUUUUCCAAGGCACCCACAAUUUCCACAACUACACUAUUCAACGCAACUCAUCGGAUCCAAGUGCCAAUCGUUACAUCAUGCGAGUCGAGGUUGGACAACCAAAGCAAUUUGAUGGUAUGGAAUGGGUCAAUGUCAAGCUCCGGGGACAAUCUUUCAUGUUACACCAGAUCCGAAAGAUGAUUGCUAUGGCCAUGCUCGUAACACGCACCGACACACCCACUUCAGUCAUUUCUCAGUCAUUUGAGCAUCACAAAAUCAACAUCCCAAAGGCACCUGCACUUGGUCUCUUGCUUGAAAAACCUCUCUUUGAUGGGUACAACCAACGUAUCGCUGAUCGACCGGAUCGUUCGCCUAUAUCAUUUGACUCAUACAAGGAUGCAAUGGAUGAAUUCAAGGAACGAUGGAUCAUUGAUGAAAUGCUGGCAACCGAAAAAGAACAAAACUUGUUUGAUCGAUUCUUGCUUUACAUGGAUGCACAGCAAACGGGACCCGUUUUCAGUUAUCUGAACAAGGAAGGCUGUAUUCCACCAGAAGCCAUCCUCACCUUUUGA